AUGAGCCUAACUUCUCGCCUAUCCAAUUUGCUUCCCCAAGACACCUCAGUCCAGGAGUCUGUCGAGUCCCAGCGCAAUGGAUAUGCAGAAUUUGACUCUGAUAUCGACGGCGCACGACAGAUUAAGAGACCGCGCACGAUGGAGAAAUUGGUGGAGGAGGAAGUCAAUUUUGAGCUAAAGAGGCCUCCGUAUCUUCAUUCAAUGCUUGCAGGAGGAAUCGGCGGCACGUCUGGCGAUAUCCUUAUGCACUCCUUAGAUACGGUCAAGACGAGACAGCAAGGAGACCCUCAUUUUCCACCCAAAUAUUCCAGCUUGUCCGACUCCUAUGUCAAGAUAUUCAGGCAAGAGGGUAUCAGGCGGGGCCUCUAUGGAGGUUUUACUGCGGCGAUGCUGGGAUCUUUCCCGGGAACUGUCAUCUUUUUCGGAUCAUACGAAUAUUUCAAGAGAAAUAUGUUGGAUAGAGAUAUCAACCCGUCUGUGGCAUAUCUCUCAAGUGGCUUCCUGGCCGACUUCGCAGCCUCCAUCAUCUAUGUUCCAUCCGAAGUCCUUAAGACUCGCUUACAAUUGCAGGGUCGAUAUAAUAAUCCUUUCUUCAACUCAGGGUACAACUACAAGUCGACGUGGGAUGCAGCCAAGACAAUAGCCCGGACCGAAGGUCUAGGGGCGUUGUAUUCUGGAUACAAAGCUACCAUUGUCAGAGAUCUCCCAUUCUCUGCAUUGCAAUUCGCUUUUUACGAACAAGAACGGAGAUUCGCACAGAGAUGGAAGGGGGCUCAUGAGAUUGGCCUCGGUUUGGAGAUCUUGACCGCCGUCUCUGCCGGUGGCCUCGCCGGAGUCAUCACUUGCCCGUUGGAUGUGGUCAAGACGAGAACGCAGACUCAGAUCACGCCUCAUGACCAUGCCAAAAAUAGUCAAGCAUCCCAUAUGGAGAAGGCUAUCAAAAGCCACAAAACGUCGGCCAAACUGCCUUCGCGGAUGAUACAUUCGGGGCCUCGCACUGUACCUCACUCGAUGCCUACACUCGACACCUCAUCGGUAUUGACGGGCUUGAAGCUCAUAUACAAGACCGAGGGAGUGCCCGGCUGGUUUCGCGGAGUCGGCCCACGCUUUGUGUGGACCAGCGUGCAAAGUGGAACGAUGCUUGUUCUGUACCAGUAUUUAUUGAAGCAAUUGGCGCGAUUCCAGCCGACGGAAGGUUCAGCGGUGAUUUGA
This is a messenger RNA of Rhinocladiella mackenziei CBS 650.93, 1212 nucleotides long. RefSeq lists its product as uncharacterized. Gene Ontology annotation, biological process: magnesium ion export from mitochondrion. The transcript is spliced from 3 exons. Lineage: Eukaryota; Fungi; Ascomycota; Eurotiomycetes; Chaetothyriales; Herpotrichiellaceae. Bases 1 to 1212 code for a protein of 403 amino acids. The record is from RefSeq and is a predicted model, not a curated record. Gene Ontology annotation, molecular function: magnesium ion transmembrane transporter activity.